AGACCGCAAGGUAUAUUGGACAAUCUCUGCUCCUUAGCAGCUGCUCGGGUGGGAGAGAGGGAGAAGAAACAACGAAGUCUCUGCUCGCGCGCAAGAGAUUUCUCAAUGGCCUCCAGUCAUCUCUUGUUCCUCAUCCUACUCUCCGUUUUCAUCUCCACAACCUUCUCCUCUCCAUCGCUCAUCCGAUUACCUACCGGCCACCGGAAGUUCGGCCUUAACGAUGACCUCUAUUGCGACAGCUGGAGGCUCUCCGUCGAGACUAACAACGCCGGAGAAUGGAGCACCAUUCCCUCUCAAUGCCAAGUCUUCGUCCAGAACUACAUGACCGGUCAACGGUACCUGUCCGAUUCCGUAAUCGUCGCUAACUACUCCUUCGCUUACGCUUCCUCCGUUGAGAUCGCCACCGACGGCAAGGACGCUUGGGUUUUUGACAUCGACGAGACUCUCCUUUCAAAUCUCCCGUACUAUGCGCGCCACGGAUUCGGAUCGGAGCCGUUUGAUGAGGAAUCGUUUGAUGAGUGGGUGGAUUUAGCGGAUGCGCCGGCCUUACCGGCGAGUUUGAAUCUGUAUAAUCAGGUGAAGGAGAUGGGAUUCAAGAUAUUCCUCUUAACUGGACGGAGUGAAGAUCAGAGGAAUGCCACGAUAAAAAAUCUUCUGUUUGCAGGAUACAGUGACUGGGAAAGACUUAUAUUGAGAGGAACUUCAGAUCAAGGGAAACUGGCCAUUGUCUACAAAUCUGAGAAGAGGUCAGAGCUGGUGAAUGAAGGUUACAGGAUUCGUGGGAGCUCUGGAGAUCAGUGGAGUGAUUUGCUGGGUUUUGCAGUGGCUGAAAGGUCUUUUAAACUGCCAAACCCAAUGUAUUUCAUUGCCUAAACAAACAUUCUUGCCAAUCCUGUAAUCUUAAUGUUGUAUAACCUUGUUUCAUCUAAACUGAUUCUGAUUUCCUCCCAUCGCAGUUCCUUGCACUUACUUCAUGAAUAAAUUAUGUUCAUUUAC
Messenger RNA from Rubroshorea leprosula, 996 nucleotides. The record is from the annotation of a GenBank genome assembly. Lineage: Eukaryota; Viridiplantae; Streptophyta; Magnoliopsida; Malvales; Dipterocarpaceae.